UAAUUCCAGAUCAAUACAGGUAUACGGAUAAACAGGUGUGGGUUUACAGACGGAGGGGGAAGUUUAAUUGUUAUAUACACCUGAGCCUAAAAACUUCCUUUUUAACAGUAUGGCUGGGAUCUAGGAAGGCGAAGUCCGCGCUUAGCGUUCUUCUCAGGCUAGCUAUUUCAGCCACAGAGGAACAGACUGAAUACAAGCACAGCCGCCAAUACAGAAAAUGAACCACUACUCCCGCGACCCGUAUUACAACGCAGGUCACCGUGCCCCUAACCCGGCCUACCAGUGGCCUCAGAGGAUGUACGGAGCCAAUCCCGCGGAGUCCGCCGUCCCCACCAGAGACUACGAUGACAGGGACGACUAUAGGGCAAGGACCAAUGACAUGACCUUUGACCGCUUUGAUGCUCAGGAAUCUGUGGGCGCGUCCACUGCGGGACAGUACACCUAUUCCCGGAACAUAGAACGCAAAGAAGAGGACCGCAGUUGGAGCUGGCUAGCUACAGUUUGGUCACUCGUCACCACCAUGUGUAUCCUUCCGCCAUGUGGAUUUGUAGCACUACUUUGUUCGAUCCAUGCGUACGUGGAUCACAAAACGAAGGACUAUGCUGGACUAAAGCGGAAAAAUCGAUGGGCACUGGCCAUAAACCUCAUUUCUGCUCUUCUUGUUAUCAUUUUUGUUGCUGUGUUUUUUGGAGUGGUUUAUGGACUUCCGGUGGAUGCAAAUCUUCCAACAUGGAUUCGCAGUUUUCGGAAUACAACCACCUCCAAAUGAACAGUUUCCCGACUUUCAGGAUACUUUUUGGGGGCAUAAAAACUCCAGAUCGGAAAUUGGUCUAAAUCUUUAGUCAAAUUUUAAGCCUACUUUGACAUAAGUAUAAAACAAAAAGUCUGCAUCUGUUUCAAAACAAGCAACGCAUGGCUAAUGAUACUGACCAGUUCUUAUAUUUUAUACAGUUAAGCUUAUCUGGAGUCUAAAAGCUUCAACUGGUUUUCGUUCUCAAGUAAUUUUAUAAAAGCGUUUUCCGGAAAAUGAAGCCGUCAGAUCAAAAUACGAUUGGCAAGGGAAAGAAAGCGUAAAGCACGUGUUGUUCUAGCAGGGAUGUACCUAUCUAUAUAUGAUUUAAGACUGGUAUAUAUAGUUUAUUUUAGAUAGUCGAGGUAACGGGUCUUGUUUAGACAUGAUUUCUGAAUAUCCAGGUUACUAAAAUGAGUAUUUAUGCAUAUAUUUUUUCCAUAUUUUAUAACAUCUCGUCUUAAAAAAAUGGAGGUUUGGUAUGGUAGGCCUAUUUCAUUCGUGUCCUGAAAGAUACCUCCGGAUGACGUAUAAGAAUAAUUUAUUAUGUACAAUUACGCGAAAGGCAGGAGAAGGCUGUGGCAAUCUUUAACCCCAAUACAGACGUUUUUGGAUACGUUCUUGGAUCGGAUAAGCCCCGAUGCUUUCAAUUUUACAACUGUAUUAUUGUUACUGUUUUCUCAACUAAGUUACAUUUAUUUUUCUCAUAAGAAGUAAUUUAUAGAAUUCAGUUAUGGUAGAUCGCAAACUGGAACAAUGUAACAUUGGCAUAAUAUAUGAAUAUACAUGUAAUUCUUUUCCAUUAUUUUACGACGGAAAUGAUUAUAAAUAUAUGUUAUUGAUAUUAUAUGAUAAUAUACACUAAGCAGGGAACAGUUUAAAGAUAAAGAUGUUGAAUAUUUAAGCGAAACCCUUCAUGAAAAAAGGUUUUGCUUGCCUUAUCGCUAUCAGUUAGUAGAUAUCCUAGAUUGUCUAUAUACCGUUACUAGUAUUAGCUCAUUUAUGGCUGUAUCUGUACGUUUUCAUAUUAAUUACAAUUCUUUCAGGCAAGAAUGCAAUUCAAUAUCGUCUAGUAUGUGUAGCCUUAAUGCAGAUUUCUUUUUGUUUAUUUUUUAAUAAUAUUUAUUAUUCAUUCAUGUUAUUUGAAUACGUUAGAUAUGAUGACUUGAAUGGCACGUAGUACACAUCGUACUUUUACUUCCUUAAAAAUUGUUUAAUCAAUGGAAGUGUCAGGAUUUACUUUUUAUCGCAUAGUUAUUGUUACAUGUGCCAGAAGAAUGUGUUGAAAUAAUAAGGAUCGUAAAAAACGCCAGGUUUUUUCUAUUCAUUAAAAUAAAUCAGA
This is a messenger RNA of Lingula anatina, 2132 nucleotides long. RefSeq lists its product as uncharacterized. The record is from RefSeq and is a predicted model, not a curated record. Lineage: Eukaryota; Metazoa; Brachiopoda; Lingulata; Lingulida; Lingulidae. Gene Ontology annotation, cellular component: membrane.